AACUCAACAUACACCCAAUUCAAAUGAUUUCGCACUAAAAAAGAUUAAAGAAUUUCAGCAAAGAACUUUGGUAGACUUCGUUCAUCCCACCAUGUGCAUGAUUCGAUAGACUUCAACUAAACGAAGACUUCCAAAAGCGAAUCCAUUGAUUAAUUCAAAAGCUACGUUGCUUUUCGGAGACAAUUCGAAUCCUCAAUUGUUGCUUUCAGGAAAGUAACUGUGAACCGCAAAUGAUCCUGUUUCGCUUAAUUUAAUCCAGAUAACUUGAUUUGAUUCCGUUCGUAUUGGAUGGGGGGCAGAAGUUCAAGAGAGGAGCGUCCGACUGACAGACAGUCACCAUCGUUCCAAUCAACAUCAUCUUUUACUGGAAGUCAAUACGGAAACUAUCCUCAACAAUCUUAUUCAAAUCCGCCACAAGACGUUCAUAAUUAUCCUGUUCAUGACGCUUAUCCUGCUUAUUCACAACCUUAUCAUGCACCCGCACCUGCACCAGCACCAUCACCAUCUGGUCAACCCCAUAGACCACAGAGGAGGCUUGACCGGAGGUAUUCAAGGAUUGCAGAUAAUUACACUUCAUUGGAACAGGUGACUGAAGCUCUUGCUCGUGCAGGGCUGGAAUCUUCUAACCUAAUUGUUGGUAUCGACUUCACUAAGAGCAACGAAUGGACUGGUUCAAGGUCUUUCAAUAGAAAAAGUCUACAUCAUAUUGGAGAUGAUUUAAAUCCGUAUGAACAAGCAAUAACCAUUAUUGGGAAAACAUUAGCUGCCUUUGAUGAAGACAACUUGAUUCCCUGUUAUGGAUUUGGAGAUGCAUCAACACAUGAUCAAGAUGUUUUCAGUUUUUAUCCAGAAGAAAGGUUUUGUAAUGGAUUUGAGGAAGUGUUGAGUAGAUACAGGGAAAUUGUCCCUCAUUUAAAGCUUGCAGGACCAACAUCAUUUGCCCCUGUCAUUGAACAGGCUAUGACUAUCGUUGAACAUAGCGGGGGCCAGUAUCACGUGUUGUUAAUUAUUGCAGAUGGGCAGGUAACAAGAAGUGUUGAUACUGAGCCUGGUAAUUUGAGUCCACAAGAACAGAGAACUGUGGACGCCAUAGUUGAAGCAAGUAAGGUUCCACUAUCUAUUGUAUUGGUUGGAGUUGGAGAUGGGCCGUGGGAUAUGAUGAAAGAAUUUGACGACAAUAUCCCCUCUCGUGAAUUUGAUAAUUUCCAGUUUGUGAAUUUCACGGAAAUCAUGUCCAAGAAUGUGGCUACAAUCCGUAAAGAGACAGAAUUUGCUCUUAAAGCUUUGAUGGAAAUUCCUGCUCAAUAUAUAGCAACACUCGAACUGAAUAUAUUAGGGAGCCGCAAAGGAGUUUCGCCACAUAGGAUUGCCCUUCCUCCUCCAUCAUCUUUUAGCCGCCACUCAAAACCAUCACACUCAAGUAGCUUUCAAAAGGGCUCACAAUCUUAUUAUGACCAAACUACCCCUGCCCCCACCCCUUAUUAUCAUCAAACUAGUCUUCCAAACAGGGCUCCACCUGCUCCUGCUCCUACUCCUAGUUCUACUUAUGACAAUCAGGUAUGCCCCAUUUGCCUUACUAACCCCAAGGAUAUGGCAUUUGGCUGUGGUCAUCAGACAUGUUGUGAGUGUGGAGAAACUCUACAGCAGUGCCCAAUUUGCCGAAGCUCAAUUGAAACAAGGAUAAAAUUAUACUAAUAAGGUUAUAAAUUGGGGUUGGUUUGCCGUUUGUGUAAUGUGUUGAUGGUAUGGUUAGUGUUAGCUUAGAUUCUUUUGGUGGCCGGAUAUGUUUUGCACAUUCUGUUUGGUGAUUUUUUUAAUUAACUUAUAUGUUGGCGAGUUGCGUUUGUGGAUUUGUAAAUGAAAGUCAUUUCAUGUACA
Messenger RNA from Lactuca sativa (garden lettuce), 1878 nucleotides. RefSeq names its product E3 ubiquitin-protein ligase RGLG2. Gene Ontology annotation, cellular component: nucleus. Lineage: Eukaryota; Viridiplantae; Streptophyta; Magnoliopsida; Asterales; Asteraceae. Gene Ontology annotation, molecular function: ubiquitin-protein transferase activity. Gene Ontology annotation, biological process: protein ubiquitination. The record is from RefSeq and is a predicted model, not a curated record.